GACGUCAACUGCACCAGAGAGAAAUCGGACAAACAGUUGGCGGAAAGUCGUUAGCGUAGGGAAGUAAUAACUCUUUGACCAAAAGCUUCUCUAGCCUGACUAACGUAAUGAGGUAGAUUGUCAGACAAGUAAUAACACAUAUCUUGAUUGAAAUAGACUGGCUUAGCCACAGUGAAAAUGGACCAGGAGUUUGAAGACAUAGAUUCAGAGGGCCGGUGGCAAAAACUCUACCUAGAAAUUAGGAAUCAGUCCCACGAGUGCUCCUACAAAGUGGCAAAGUAUCCAGAGAAUCGCAACCGUAAUAGAUACAGAGAUGUCAGUCCAUUUGAUCAUAGUCGGGUGAAGCUGGAGAGCACAGAAAAUGACUACAUCAAUGCAAGUCUGGUGGUCAUGGAGGAAGCCCAGAGAAGUUACAUAUUGACUCAGGGCCCCCUCAGGAACACCUGUGGCCACUUUUGGCUCAUGAUCUGGGAGCAGAAGACCAAGGCAGUCAUCAUGCUCAACAGGGUCAUUGAGAAAGGCUCAGAAAAGUGCGCCCAGUACUGGCCCACUGCUGAGGAGAGGGAGAUGGCCUUCAGAGACACACGUUUCUUGGUCACGCUGUUGUCAGAAGACACCAAGUCUUACUACACCACCAGAGUGCUGGAGCUGCAGAAUAUUAAUACGGGGGAGAAGAGAGAGAUCUACCACUUUCAUUACACCACGUGGCCUGACUUUGGUGUCCCAGAGUCCCCGGCAUCCUUCCUAAACUUCCUCUUCAAAGUGCGGGAGUCGGGAGCGCUGGGGGUGGAUCACGGGCCGGCUGUAGUGCACUGCAGCGCUGGAAUCGGACGCUCUGGGACGUUUUCGUUAGUCGACACGUGUGUGGUCCUGAUGGAGAAGAGGAAAGACCCCUCAUCAGUGGACAUCAAAAGCAUCCUGUUGAACAUGAGGAAGUACCGUAUGGGCCUGAUCCAGACCCCCGACCAGCUGCGCUUCUCCUACAUGGCUGUUCUCGAAGGAGCCAAGUGCAUCAUGGGAGACUCCUCUGUACAGAACCGGUGGCAGGAGUUGUCCAGGGAAGAUCAGGAACCCAAAUCGGAGUCUCCCCCUUCAAAUCAGACUCAAGCCAGGUGUCCGACAGAGCGGUGCAAUGGCAGCCAGCGGGGAGGUCAGCUAGAGGAGGGAGGCGACUACAGACAGGAUGGCAAAGUACCCACACAGUCUCCCUGCAAGGAACAAGAGCUGGACAGCAGCACAACACACAAACGACGCAGAGAAGACAGUAUCUCCAAAUCAGGAACAGCGAAGACACCCCACAGCAAGCCCAGGACAAAUGAUUCAGAGAAGAAGAGAAAAAGGGCGAAAACCAGCGACUGCUAACCACCUCCACCUGCAGACCCACGCACGGACAGCUCUGACAGCAAAGCCAACAUCGGCAGGGAACUCCAGCCUCUCUCCCAACCUCUGUGCCCUUCUUCCUCGACUCCAAAAAACUCUUCCUCACCUCCACCUCAACAGCCAGAUCUCCUCCCUUCAACGCUUUUUAAAAACCUUUUUUUCCCCCCAAGCCCAGUAACAUUAUUCAGCCACCGCACGCCUCCCUCGCCUCUGUCCCCCACCUCACAGGUUUCCCGUGUCUCCUCAUCCUCUCUAAACAGUUUACAGCAGACACUUCGACAUUCUUUGAAGAGAGCACAUUUGAAAAGAGAAACACACCAGCGCCUCAUCCCACGGUCACACCUCAACCUCAGUCUGCUCUGCUUCUGGAGUCCAAAAAUCUUAAUUUUUUUUUGCUUUAAUAUUAUUAUUUGCAGCUUUGUCAUUCUAUUAUGCUUCUUUGCGUUUAUGAAAUUAAGACUGAUAAUAGUGGCUAUGCAUUGCCAAUUUGUAAUGCUGUUCAUAUGUGUAUUUUCAGAAAAACCUUUUUUCAGAGGGGAAAAUAAAAAUGUUCUAUUUUUUAUAAGAGAUUACUUGAAGUUUUUCACGGUGAUGGCGGCGGGUUGGUUAAAUAUCAAAAGCACUGCCUCCCUCCCACAUGAGAAAUUCAGUGGCAUGUGAUGUUUCCAUAAUGUACAUAGUGUUCUUUUUAAAAAGAUGUGUGUAAAAAGACAUAUUUUUGCUUGUAAACAUAAAACAAGAAGACGAACAACAUGCACAAAUUUGAUGUUACAGAUUUUAAUACAGUAGAAAAAGCUGAUUUGAUAAGUUGUUCUCCUUCUGAAAUGAAUUUGUCUUAAAUUCUUUUUAGAGUGUAAUCUUCUAAUAAAAACUGGUAUUAUCUAGUUUACAUAACAA
Messenger RNA from Micropterus salmoides (largemouth bass), 2277 nucleotides. RefSeq names its product protein tyrosine phosphatase non-receptor type 2b (gene ptpn2b). Bases 178 to 1362 code for a protein of 394 amino acids. The record is from RefSeq and is a predicted model, not a curated record. Gene Ontology annotation, biological process: protein dephosphorylation. Gene Ontology annotation, molecular function: protein tyrosine phosphatase activity. Lineage: Eukaryota; Metazoa; Chordata; Actinopteri; Centrarchiformes; Centrarchidae. The transcript has 10 exons.